Molecule: messenger RNA, 627 nt
Organism: Melitaea cinxia (Glanville fritillary)
Lineage: Eukaryota; Metazoa; Arthropoda; Insecta; Lepidoptera; Nymphalidae
Exons: 4
Coding region: 1-597 (198 amino acids)
Source: RefSeq, a predicted model, not a curated record
AUGUCACAGCUUGUUGAAUGGACAAAAUGUGGUGAAAGCUACCUCUCAACAGUGCCAACAUUGUUAUGGGCGUUAGGUUCCGCUGCGCUUGCUCACCGCCUAUUAUCAGCUAUGUUCAGAAGGUUCAUGUUUCGACGUGUUCCAAUGUGGGAAAUAGUCUUACAGAAUCUAUUGUUCCUCUGGAUGAUUAUAUACAGUCUUCACUUUUGGACCAUAAUUGCACGCGUUGUCAAAUUUCUCGUCGAAUAUUGUUUUGAAACUAACGAAGGCUUUGUGUCAUUAGAUGAAGUGGAGAGUUGUAAGAUAAUGCAGCAAUGGAUGGUGUGGAUGUGCUCCACUGUGCCGCUUGUGUGCUACGUGUACACAUUGCCUAAGGCAGUGGCGCCACCGCUUAUGAUAUGGAUAACAACGAAUCCUUGGCAUCGUCGAGAAAUGGGCGCGUAUGGUUACUACCUUAAUCGGCCAAUUUCAUUCAUACAGCCAACCAGUAACGAGUCCCUCUGUUGCAAAGCUCUCACACUCAGAAGAGCCUUCAGCGAUUCCAAAACAGUUAUCAAAGAACCACCGAAAAAGAGAAGAAAUUCUAAAUCAAUUUAAUUAUCUACACGGCAAAUAAACGAUGUUUUA